CUUUUCUCAUUGACGGUUGUUGGUUGCGCAUCGCUUCACAUUCGAGUCGAGACAAAGACGGGCCCUCAAUUUGCAUCUGUGUGUCGUCUGUGUUUGUAACACCUUUCGGUUGGAAAAAUUGUUAACGAAUUUUGGUGUUUCACCCCCCAACAAAAAAUGGAAAUCAUCAGGUGGUUGUCGCUCUUGUAAUUCGUUUGGACGGACACUAGUAAUUGUUGCAUGCCACAUGUACUACUUCUCCUAAAGUAAAUAAAAACAACAACAGAGUGAUUUCAAUUUUGUAACAAUAAUGUGGUGGUUCUAAGCUUAAACUUUGUAAGCUGCAAGUUUGUUUUGUUUGUGUUACCAAGAAAAAAAAGCUGACAAGAAUUUGAAAUCUUUAAACGAAAAAAUCUGUUAAUUUCAAAAACGUGAUUGCAAAGAAAAUUACCAAUCAACGGCACUUAGUGCAUUGUAGAAAAGUGCAAACUGUUUGAAAUCCAGUUGGAAAUUUGCAAAAGCGAAAUAAAUCAAAUCGAAAAUUUUCAUUCGAAUAACUUGACAGAAGUGAUUAGAAAACGACAAUUGAAAGUGUCCAAUUUGAGUGGAAUGUAAAAUACAUUUGUAAUUUUGGAUAUAUGAAUUAAAUGUGUAUUUCAAAAGUAACAACAUUUAACUAACUUGCCGGAAUAAUUUGUUCUUUGGAGGAAACGCUGUGUGUGGAUAUUUUAUUCGGAUUACUUUAAUUGUCCCCAAAAAUACUUAAAUACAGAAAUCAUAAUUUAGAUGUAAUUACUACAAGGACCAUUGAUUUUGCCAACGACCACGAUAGCUUCCGACUCCAAACAUGCUAUUUUCACGUAGCACUUUAUCCAUUAACAAUUUCCACGUUUUACGUUCUUAAAAAAAAAAAACACAACAACAAAAUCUAUAAAGAUAAUCGACAUAACCUCAAUACAUCCAUCCUACAACUUCCACCCCCACCGCACGUUUAAAACAGGCGACAAAUUCUGUUGAAAAAUCAUCAAGAAGCCCUUACAAUGGCUGAUAGCCGGGAACGAAUACGUGGACCAUCGAGGGAUGGUCGGGAAUUUUUGACUAGCCCACGGCAAGUGCUGCGUCGCCUAAUGUUGUUAUCCGAGGGACGCCAGUAUCGGGAAGCUGCUGGAGUUGUUGGUCGUCUGGGACCGUCGGUAUUGAGAUCUGUUAUUGCCGAAUUACCAAUUGAUUUGUUGCUGGAACAUUUGCCUCAUAGCUCAUAUCUACUGGAGUCGUUCUUUUCAAGAUUAAUCACAGUCAAUCCUUCGCCCAAGCCGGAUGUACCCACCGAAGCGGUUCUUUGGCAAUUGAUAAAACUUUUCUCCAAUCCCCAUGAUCCUGGUCUGAAACAACGAUGCCUAAAACUUCUACAAUCCCUGGUGCAAUAUGAACCGAAUUUAAGGCACACCAUACGAGAGACUCGUAAAUCCUUCAAUGAUGCCGUUCAGGGACUGGGUGUACAUGGUCUGACCACAGAUGCCUCAGGCCAGUUAAUAUCCCUGCACAUGGCGCUCAAAAGUGAACUGCAAAGACACAUCGACACCUACAAAGUGGCCCUACACAAACUGGAAGAGUUGAGCGCAAUAACCAUAAAUCAAGAUCCUGCCCAUUCCUCCCAUCAACGCCUGCUGGCCAUAAACUAUGGCGAUAUACAACAGCGUUUGAUAGAUAAUAAAACCAUUUUAACACUUCUCGAUAAACCUGCUCUCAAACAAUUAGCUAGUCUCAUUGAAAAUCUAUCCCAACGUGUUGAGAACGAUAAGGAGGUGCUGAAGGCAGUCGGGCAGGUGAAGAGAGUGGAUAUGCAGGCGAACUUAGAGAAACGACCUGCCGCGGGCUUGCUCAUGAAUUUUGCCCGUGGCUGUGAAGUUGUUCUACAAAUGAUGGGGCCAGAAAGUUUGAAUGGUCCCAAUACCACACCGAGUAUUGGUUCGCCCAAUGGUGGCAGUAACAGCAGUUGCAGUGAUGGCUAUCAUUCGGAUGAUUCGGCUAAUGAAGAAAUAAGCGGCAUGGUCUCACAGUAUCGCUUGCUGUAUCUGGAAAAUAGGACAGAUACGUUGGAGGCAUUGGACAGUUUACCACAGCUUAAACACGUUCACAAUUUGAAAGCAAAAAUCUUAUUUUCAAUAAUAGUGCUUUCAUUUCGUCUGUGUCAUGGCAUGAGGGAACGCAAAGUUAUGGAAGUUCGACGAACUCUCAAUUGUCCCCUGGAUAGUACAAAUGAAAUAACACUGGCCUUGGAUAGAUCGAUACGUCAGCAUUUGCAUGAUACCAUUGACACCUUUCCACUGGGCGAAAUCGAAAGAUCUGUGUUUAAUCAGGUCCUUUCAACAUUACAUGAGUACUCAUGCUUGGAAUCAUGUCCCCCGCUUAUGCAUUUUGUCAGUGCUUGUGUGCGUUUGGCCUGGAAAAUGGUUAAUCAAAAGGUGCCCUAUUAUCUGGACAAUGAUUUUAAUUUGGGUUUCUUACGCCCCGAAAAACAUGAACGCCAUGCACAAGCCGAUCGUCGCUCGGAUUUAAUAAAAUCCUUCCUGUGGCCAGCCCUGAUGCAAAACACCCAUUGUGUGUUCAAGGCAAUUGUGGUGACUUAAGACCUGCAGCCUUUUCGACGAUAGUAUAUAAGUCCAUAGAAAAUACGUUUUUAAAUAAGUUCUAAAUUUUGUACAUAUUCAUCUUAAUGAUUUUAAAAUAAAAAAACAACAAAUAAUUAAAAU
Musca domestica (house fly) is the source of this 2732-nucleotide messenger RNA. RefSeq lists its product as uncharacterized. Gene Ontology annotation, biological process: mitochondrial protein catabolic process; mitophagy by internal vacuole formation. Gene Ontology annotation, cellular component: mitochondrial outer membrane. The record is from RefSeq and is a predicted model, not a curated record. The transcript has 8 exons. The coding region runs from base 1020 to 2609 and encodes 529 amino acids. Lineage: Eukaryota; Metazoa; Arthropoda; Insecta; Diptera; Muscidae.